CCCGGUCCUAGCGCCCGCCGCCGCCGCCGCCGCCAGCUCCGGCCCCCCCGCAGCUCUAGGUCGCCGCCCCGGAGGGGAACAUGGCCGCCGCCGUGGGGCCGCCGGCCCGGGGCGACGCCGGCGGGGACGAGGAUGGGGGUGGCGGCGCGAGGAAGAGGACGGGCGACGCCGAGAGCGAGGAAGGACCGGCGGCGGCGCGAGGAAGAGGACGGGUGACGCCGAGAGCGAGGAAGGACCCGGCGGCGGGAGGAAGAGGAUGGGCGAUGCCGCGGGCGAGGAAGGACCCGGCGGCGGCGCGAGGAAGAGGACGGGCGACACCGCGGGUGAGGAAGGGACCCGGCGGUGGGAGGAAGAGGACGGGCGACGCCGAGAGCGAGGAAGGACCCGGCGGCGGCGCGAGGAAGAGGACGGGCGACACCCGCGGGCGAGGAAGGACCCGGCGGCGGGAGGAAGAGGACGGGCGACGCCGCGGGCGAGGAAGGACCGGCGGCGGCGCGAGGAAGAGGAAGGGCGACGCCGAGAGCGAGGAGACGCCGGGCAGCAGCACGAGGAAGAGGAAGGGCAACGCUGCGAGCGAGGAAGCACCCGGCAGGGGCGCGAGGAAGAGGACGGGCGACGCCGGCGGCGCGAGGAAGAGGACGGGCGACGCCGAGAGCGAGGAGGCGCCCGGCGGCGGCGGCGGCGCGAGGAAGAGGACGGGCGAGGCCGGCGGCGGGAGGAAGGACGACGCCGAGAGCGAGGAGACGCCGUACGUGCGCGCCGGGCGCCGGUACAAGUGCCGGGCGUGCGCCAAGACGUUCCCGAACGCGCCGCGGGCGCUGCGGCACCACGCCGGCAGCCACGACGGCGGCGCCGGCACCGGCACCGGCACCGGCACCGGCACCGCGCCGGCGGCGUCCCCCGGCGCGCCGUUCGCCUGCGGCGCCUGCCCCAAGGCGUACGGCUCGCGGGCGAAGCUGCGCGUGCACCAGCGGGCGCACACGGGCGAGCGGCCCUUCGCCUGCCCCGAGUGCGCCAAGGCCUUCGCCGACCCGGCCGUGUACCGCAAGCACCGGCGCGGCCACGCGGGGCUCCGGCCCCACCGCUGCGCCGCCUGCCCCCAAGGCCUACGCCGAGCUCAAGGACCUGCGCAACCACCAGCGCGUGCACACGGGCGAGCGGCCCUUCCUGUGCGCCGAGUGCGGCAAGGCCUUCGGCCGCUCCUCCUCGCUCGCCUGCCACCAGCGCAUCCACGCCGCCCGCAAGCCCUACGCCUGCGCCCGCUGCCCCAAGGCCUUCACGCAGCUCUCCUCCUUCCAGAGCCACCAGCGCGUGCACACCGGCGAGCGGCCCUUCCUGUGCCCGCAGUGCGGCCGCACCUUCGCCGACCCCUCCAGCUACCGCCGGCACCAGCGCGCCCACCAGGGCCUCAAGCCCCACGGCUGCGGCGAGUGCGGCAAGGCCUUCCGGCAGCCCGCCGACCUGGCCGUGCACCGGCGCGGUGCACACGGGCGAGCGGCCCCACCGCUGCCCGCAGUGCGACAAGGCCUUCGUCGCCUCCUGGGACCUCAAGCGGCACCGGCUCGUGCACUCGGGCGAGCGGCCCCUGGCGCUGCGGCGAGUGCGGCAAGGCCUUCGCCGAGCGCGCCGGCCUCACCAAGCACCGGCGCGUCCACUCGGGCGAGCGGCCCUUCGCCUGCGCCCGCUGCGGCAAGGCCUUCGUCGUCUCCUCCAGCCUCCGCAAGCACGAGCGCACCCACGGCCGCGGGCGCGACGCCGACGGCGCCGCCGCCGCCGCCGCCGCGUCCUGCGCGGGGCCCAACAUGGCCGCCCCCGGCGGAGGGCUGGUGGGGCGCGGGCCCCAACAUGGCCGCCCCCGGAGCAGCUUUGUGCACGGGGCCCCAACAUGGCCGCCCCCGGCGGGAGGGCUGGUGGGGUGCGGGCCCCCAACAUGGCCGCCCCCGGAGCAGCUUUGUGCGCGGGCCCCAAUAUGGCCGCCCCCGGCGCAGGACUGGUGA
Rhea pennata is the source of this 1997-nucleotide messenger RNA. Its product is annotated as zinc finger protein 668-like. The record is from RefSeq and is a predicted model, not a curated record. Gene Ontology annotation, molecular function: DNA-binding transcription factor activity, RNA polymerase II-specific; RNA polymerase II cis-regulatory region sequence-specific DNA binding. The coding region runs from base 81 to 1997 and encodes 638 amino acids. NCBI's taxonomy places the organism in Eukaryota, Metazoa, Chordata, Aves, Rheiformes, Rheidae. The transcript is spliced from 2 exons. Gene Ontology annotation, biological process: regulation of DNA-templated transcription.